AUGCCGGCACCUACAGCUCUUCGCCAACCAGAAGCCCCGGCGCUUCAGCCUGCAAAUUCUGCACUCGAUCAGGACGAUGAGAUUUUGAUUGACGCCCAGGGAACGCUUGAAGAAGGCUCCUCGAAUCCUGUCGCCGAGUCUGCCGAUGAUAAUGAGAUGCGCAUUGACGAAGAAGGCCGUCCUGUUUUCACACCAGCCAAGGACACCAAUACUGCCUAUCGGAUCGAGACACGCAAGGUUCCCGUCCCACCACACCGCAUGACUCCCCUCAAAGCAAACUGGAUGAAGAUCUGCCCUCCCAUUGUCGAGCACCUAAAGCUGCAAGUCCGGAUGAACGUCAAGAGCCGAGCAGUGGAGUUGCGCACCUCGAAAUUUACCAAUGACGUGGGAGCCUUGCAGAAAGGCGCGGAUUUCGUCAAGGCCUUCACACUCGGCUUUGAUAUCGACGAUGCGAUCGCUCUCCUCCGUCUUGAUGAUUUGUACAUUGAAACUUUUGAAAUCAAGGAUGUGAAAACUCUUAACGGAGAGCAUUUGGGCCGCGCUAUCGGGCGCAUCGCGGGCAAGGAUGGAAAGACCAAAUUUGCAAUCGAGAACGCAAGUCGCACAAGAGUUGUGCUCGCCGACCAAAAGAUCCACAUUCUUGGCGGGUUCAAGAACAUCCAUAUUGCACGAGAGGCGAUUGUUAGUUUGAUCUUGGGUAGCCCUCCGGGCAAGGUUUAUGGCAACCUUCGAACGGUCGCAUCACGAAUGAAGGAGCGCUUCUGA
This is a messenger RNA of Penicillium alfredii, 765 nucleotides long. Its product is annotated as pre-rRNA-processing protein PNO1. The transcript is spliced from 3 exons. The coding region runs from base 1 to 765 and encodes 254 amino acids. The record is from RefSeq and is a predicted model, not a curated record. Gene Ontology annotation, cellular component: nucleolus. NCBI's taxonomy places the organism in Eukaryota, Fungi, Ascomycota, Eurotiomycetes, Eurotiales, Aspergillaceae. Gene Ontology annotation, molecular function: RNA binding.